GUUGAAAUGAAAGCUUUUAACUUCUUAGUUCUUAUUUUUGUCCAAGAUUUCGGAUUGAGUUUGGGAGAAGUUCGAUCAGACUGUGUUUGUGGUGAGUCAAACACAAAGACAUCAGGGAGAAUCGUCAAUGGAAAGAUCACCACACCCCAUAAGUAUCCUUGGAUGGCUGCAAUGUUUCUGGCAACGUCAAGUUCAUUUAUGUGUGGGGGAGCAAUCAUCUCAGAUAAGAACAUUUUAACUGCUGGUCAUUGUCUAUUCUAUAUUCCAGAUCCUUACAAAACUUAUUGGAUGCUUGGAAUGUACGACAGAAGUCGUCAAGAUGGAAGGAAAUAUCAUGUCGCACAUUAUCAAUUUCAUCCAAAGUUUAUUAAUUAUACUGUUUACGAUGACUACGAUAUGUCGAUUGUGCGACUCGGAGAGAGAAUUAUUUUUGAUUUUACAAUGAGGCCGAUUUGUUUACCGCAACCCGACGAUGCCUUCACAGGUUUAUGGGCAGUUGUUGCUGGAUGGGGGAGAAUUGCUGAGGGAGCUGGUGCAAAAUUGGCAUCAGUUUUGUUGGAAACAAAAAUCAAAGUUUACCGAAAUGAUGAAUGUAAACAUAAAGUUAAGAGGCUUGUCGAGUUUAAUCCCAAAUCGAUGAUUUGUGGCUAUGAAAAUAAAAAAGAUGCUUGUCAGGGUGAUUCUGGUGGACCAUUUUUCAUUGAAACUCAUCCCAAUCGUUACGAAGUGUUUGGUGUUGUUUCCUUUGGGGAUGGUUGUGCCAGAGAAUUCCCAGGAAUUUAUGGCAAGGUAUCAAAUCGUGAAACUUUAAACUGGAUAGGACGAUACAUCGCUACAUCACAAAGUGACACAUGUUCGGAUUCAAUUUAUUAAUAUUCAAUUUUUUAAAUUCUUCAAACUGAAUUAAUAAAUUUAAUUUCAUUGAUAAACUUCUCUUCAUUGUCGUCACUAAUUUAAAAAGCAAACAAUGAUUCGACAUUUAUUAAUAAGAAAUAAUAACAUUUCCAUAAACCGCAACAGCAAACAGACGACAGAAAGAGUUGAAACGAACGUCACGUGUAAAAGUAACAAAACGAAACAAAAGCUUAUGACGCAUAUGUCGGCGAUGAUGUCAUCAAAACCUGAAUUUUGAAUAUUUCAAUAAAA
Molecule: messenger RNA, 1146 nt
Organism: Clunio marinus
Lineage: Eukaryota; Metazoa; Arthropoda; Insecta; Diptera; Chironomidae
Source: the annotation of a GenBank genome assembly